UUGGAGUCACCACUGAUGUACGAGGUGUCUGUGCCGCAGGAGGGCAGUGCCAGCCACAGUUUGAGAGGCGGCCUGGGGACCUCCAUCACAGCCUGCAAGAAGGUUCUUUGCAGCAACAGCCUGCUCGAGUCUACAGACUACUGGCUACAGAAUCAAAGGACGCCUUGCCAGAUUGGUUUUGUGGAAGACAAGUCUGAAAACUGUGCUACCUGCCCUUGGCUGCCAGAUAUCUGCUUGGUCCAGUGUGCGAGAGGGAACAGGGCAAACAGUACCAACUGCAUCAUCUUUGAAAUCAACAAAUUUUUGAUCGGUCUCGAACUGGUGCAGGAGCGGCAGCUCCACCUGGAAACAAACAUCUUAAAAGUGGAGGAUGACACCAACUGCUCUCUGUCUUCAAUCGAGGAGGACUUUCUCACCGCCUCUGAGCACUUGGAGGAGGAAAGCGAGGUGGAAGACUAUAGGAGCGGUGAUGAAAAUAUAAAUAUCUCGGCUAAUGUUUUGGAAAGUAAAAAACCAAAGGAAGCCACUCAGGAGGAAUGGAAUUGCAACAAGGAAAAGUUGCUUUAUGCUUUGGAAGACAAACGUAUUGGCAAAUAUCAUCCGACGAUGAAAGCAGAAGGAUCUCUGGAAAAAGUAGCAGCAGACACCACUUUGCAGAGCCUCGGUGCAUCGGCCGAGCCAUCAGAAUGGAAAGAUGAAGCUGUGCAGAAGGAGAGGCCAACCACAAAUUAUUACUAUUCAGGAAAUGUUAAAGGUCACAUGGAAAAAUCCCAGGCACCGUAUAUUCCAGGGGACACUUACUUCUCCAGGAUGGUUAAGAACGGUGGGCCUCCCGUCUAUGGUGCCCUCGCUGAGCAUGACAAUAGCUUAGACCCAGGGGACCGUGAAGAUGGUAUAAACUCCCUUCCUCCCAAACAAGAUGGAGAAGCCACAACUGGCGAGUAUGCCACAAAUUUAGCAGAAUCCGUGCUGCAAGACGCAUUUAUUCGGUUGUCCCAUUCUCAGCCUACACUGCCCCAGGAAUCGGCAGUCAGUGUUUCUGUCGGAAAUGCUCUGCUACCCAGUGGCUCUUCCACCAAAGGUAUGGUGGGCCCUUGGUCAUGGGAUGAGCUCCCCAAAAUCGUCAUUGUUCAGAGUCCAGAUAGCAGUGAUGCCGCGCCUGAGGCGGGCAUCGCCUCAUGGUCUGAGGUGGAGGUCUCCGUUGAAACCUCAGGUGUCCUCUCUGGAGAGAAGUCCCGCAGACACCCUCAGAGUGCUCUAGAAGUCGCAUUGGCUUGUGCGGCCACUGUGAUUGGAACCAUUUCCAGUCCUCAGGCCACAGAGAGCCUCAAAAUGGAGCAAGAAUCUUUGGUUUCACCGCAUCCAGUGGGAGGCAGUGAACCGCUGCAGAUUCAAAUAUCCCAAGUACUCAAGGAGCCAUCCAUCAGUGAAUACUCCUUUCCAUCCGCUCUUUGUGGCAUGACUCAGGUGGCAAGUGCCAUUGCUGUGUGUGGCCUGGGUGAAACAGGAGAAGUGAAGGCUCCCAGAGGCCUCUCGUGUGCAACUGAGGCCUGUGCAGCAGCCCCCUCACCUUGCAGACUGGCGACAGUGGGGAACAUAGAGCUGGGAAAUGAGGCCAUUGCUUGGGCAUUGCUCAAGGAAGCUGCUCUGGUUUUAACAAGGCCCAGUCCCUGCAGCAGCAUUGGAGACCUCAUGGAAUCAAUGAGCAAGAGAAUCAUAGAAACUGCUUCAAAGCCUCAGAUCUUGUGCUCAGAAAAUGUCCUCAGGAAUGACCUGGCACAGACCCUGUCCAAUGUUAUCCUGAAGCAAUGCAUUGAUGAAGCUCACCAGAAAAAAAAAAUAAUUGAUCCCAACGAUAGCAGGCAUUCACCUGAAACUCUUGACACCUUGAUGGAAAGUGCAAAUCAACUGCUCUUCAGUGUGAUAUGCUUCACGUUCAAGAAGAUGAGUCAUUUGGUACAGGUUGGGGAAGACCCCACCACCCUCGCUAAUGAGACCAUCAGCUGGACGGAAACGGAAUUCAGCUGCCGGCCACCUGACCAGGCUUCUGGUCUAACAUGGACCAAAGCCAUUGAAUAUUCCAGCAGCUAUCCACUUAGCAAUCCGUGUAGCACUAGUCUUGCAGAUGAUGUUUAUCUGAAGCAAGAUAGCAAGGGCCCAGCGAAGUCAGGACUCUUCAAGAAGCCCAUGCUGCAAUCUGAAUUGCCCUGUAGUCCCAGAGUGCCUGAUUCUUCAACUCCUAAAACACCCCCCAGAGAAAUAUAUCAAAAAGGAACUGCAGGAGAAGAUCCAAACAACUCUCAUCAGAUGCUCAGGCACAAUGAGGAUGAGUACAGAGCCCCUUCAGAGGGAGAAUGGGCACUGACAGUGGGCAAGGGCAGCAGAGGUUCCCAGGAUGCAGAGGACGGCACCAGUGCAAACACCCAGGAGAAGUAUAAUCGUGCCUCCCCUCUAAACAACGAAGUUCAAGUGAACCUGUCUUUGUUAGGGAAUGACUUGCUGCUUCCUGCUCAAUCUGGGCUACAGGCAAAACAUGCAGAUAUAUACUGCAUUACAGACUUUGCGGAAGAAUUAGCAGAGAUGAUUGUCUCCAUGGCAACUGAAAUCGCAGCAAUUUGCCUUGACAACUCAAAUGGAAAACAACCCUGGUUUUGUGCAUGGAAGAGAGGUAAUGAGUUUCUGGUUACCCCGAACGUAUCCUGCCGGUCCUUGAAGAGGAAGAAGGAAAACCAGACCAGUGGGGCCACAGUGAGGAAGCACAAGCCACCAAGGCUCAGUGAAAUCAAGAGGAAAACAGAUGAGCACCCAGAGCUUAAAGAGAAGCUGAUGAACAGGGUUGUGGAUGAGUCGAUGAAUCUUGAGGAUGUCCCAGAUUCUGUCAAUAUUUUUGCAAAUGAAGUGGCAGCCAAGAUCAUGAACCUGACAGAGUUCUCAAUGGUGGACGGCGUCUGGCAAGCCCAGAGCCAUCCCCGAAACCGCUUACUCAGUGGAGACAGGUGGAACCGACUGAAGGCUUCCAGCUGUGAAAGCAUCCCAGAAGAGGACUCUAAUGCCCAGGCUCAUGUUAAUAGCCUAGGUUUAAUGAGUACCUUAAGUCAGCCAGUUAGCAGGGAAAGCUCUGUCUCCAAGCAGUCCAGCUGUGAAAGCAUCACUGAGGAGUUUUCCAGGUUCAUGGUGAACCAGAUGGAAAAUGAAGGAAGAGGGUUUGAGUUACUGCUGGAUUACUAUGCGGGCAAGAAUGCCUGCAGCAUCCUGAACUCAGCCAUGCAACAGGCAUGCUGCAAAAAUGACCACCUCAUUGUGAGGUCAAGCUGUCCCUCUAAGCAGUCCAGCACCGAGAGCAUAACCGAGGAGUUUUAUAGGUACAUGCUGAGGGACAUUGAAAGAGAAAGCAGAGACAGCACCUCCUCCAGACGAAGCAGCCAGGAUUGGACAGUUGGCUUACUGUCACCUUCUCUGCGAUCCCCAUUGUGUUACAGGCAGUCGUCCAUGCCAGAUAGCAGAUCUCUGGGUGCCAGGCUGACGGUGAAUGCACCCACUAAAGCCAACUCUUUAGAUGGCUUUGCUCAAAACAGCCAGCAAGAUUUCCUAAGUGUACAUCCAGUCAGUAGCACUUCCUCCUCGGGUCUCUGCAAAUCUGACUCUUGCUUGUAUCGGAGAGGUGGAACGGACCAGAUCACCAACAUGUUAAUUCAUGAGACGUGGGCAAACUCAAUCAAGGCCCUCAUGCGGAAGAAUAAAAUUAUAGUGGAUGAUGCCGAGGCAGCUGAGGCUGAGCCUGUUUCUGGUGGCUCUCCCAUGCAAGUGGAGAAAUGUGCAAACAGAUCAGCUUCGAGCAGAGUGCAAAGUGGGCCAACUCUUCUUGUUCAGGAGUCCGUUGGUAACCCAAGGAAAGACUCCAUUACCGAAAGCAAACAUCCCCUAGUGUUGUCUCAGAGCAAAGCUGCUCCUCUUACAAACCACAGCAGUUUAGAUUCUUUUAAAAAGGAAACUUCUUCAUGCCAUGGGGCUGUGCCUGUCAACCACGCCAGGCGGUCACUUUGCUCAAGGGAAGUGCCUUUAAUUCAGAUCGAAACAGAUCAGAGAGAAGAGUGUGUUGGAGAAUCUGAACACUCCCCCUCCAAAAGCAGCCCCCUACAGGAAGCAGAGGAGCAUUUGAAAGAUGAAAAUGUCCCAGAUGUGUUGAGGGGUGGAGACACUGCCGUGAGUGCCUGCCAAAACCCUAGUGACAGUCUUGAUGCCAGAGAUGUAGCAGGGGCUGAAGUCACGGCAGAAGGCAGAGCCCCCGAUGAGUUCCCCAACCUUUCUGGCAGCAGCGGGGAGAGCACGGACAGCUGGUCCCAGCUUGCCAAUGAGGAGGACAAUCCGGAUGACACGAGUAGCUUUCUGCAGCUCAGUGAGCGAUCCCUGAGUGAAUUAGUAGAAGAAAAGGAGAUUCUUAAAGGACAGUCAGAAAAUGUAGAGGGUGUCUCUGGAGUGGCAAUGGGAGCAGCCAGCCCCCAGGGAAGCAUGCUAGUGAUCAACUUUGAUCUGGAGCCAGAGUGUCCUGACGCUGAACUUCGAGCCACUCUGCAGUGGAUAGCUGCCUCGGAACUUGGGAUCCCCACCAUCUACUUUAAGAAAUCUCAAGAAAACAGAAUCGAAAAGUUUUUAGAUGUCAUGCGGCUGGUUCAGCAGAAGUCCUGGAAAGUGGGAGAUAUCUUUCAUGCAGUUGUUCAGUACUGCAAAAUGCAUGAGGAACAGAAGGAUGGGACCCCAAGUCUCUUUGACUGGCUCUUGGAACUGGGAUAAGACAGCUUUGCCUUUAGAGUAUUCCUUUCCUUUAUCCCAGCUUAGAUUACAGUGGUUUGCUCUAAAUGCUCUAAACUUUCUCAAAACAUCCCAUCACAUUAGCAGAGCUAUAAAAAAUCUGCUAUCCAACUCUACUGCACAUGGAAUAAGUCUGAGGAAAAGCAAUAGGUCUGUACAAAUCAAUACAACCUAUGAGCAAGUUCAAAAGAGCUUGUAUUAGAAUGGCUGGAAAAACAAAAAUUUAGUGGGCCCUAAACUAAAAGCUUAAAACUAGGCCCAAAAAUCCAGGAAAGGUGUUCUUAAAUAUUUUUAAUUAUAUAAACUUAUGUGUAAUGUCUCCAAUUAUGUGAAUCAACUAGAAGCAAAGUAAUCAAAAUAAUUUUGUAAACUAUGAUAUAACCUUUAUUUUACUCUUUCAAGCUGAUUCAGGGGCUGUCAGCCCGGGUCAACACUUAAGAUAUGGAUGAGAAAUUUCCAGAAUUUUGAUACAAAGGAUUUUCACUAUCAGACCAAUAUCAGUGGAUAUUAACAGAAGUGCACGAGUAUUACUGAUGUCCUCUACUGAGGUGAUUUCAUUUAUUUACUUCAACUCAUUGAUAAUACUCUGCACCUCCCCAACAAUAUCUGUGUUCCCACCUAACCAGAAUACUAUUGGUUUUUAGUUGAGAGAGAGAAAGACUGAAGGUUGUCUCAUGUCCAUCUCUGUAUUACUUGGGUAACAUGCUCACAGAAUUCUUACCAUAAGAAAAAGCUUUCUUACAAAAAAAAAAAGUCUUUUGAGAUAAAAUCUGCUUGUGUAUUAAAUUAUAUGAUAUAAACUUUCAUUUUAUUUUUCUUGUAAAUUAUGAAGAGAUUAUUAUCUUAAGUAAUAUAUUGAGUUAUCUUAGAGGUUCAUAAAACAUGAGGGGAUUGUUGUCUUAAGUGUCAUAUCUUGACACGUGAGCUCAGUGCUUUUAUUAUAAAUGUGUUGGUUCUGGUAUGGCAGACCUGUUACCUGGGUGACAUUUAUAAUGACGGACGCAGGAUUUGACAUAACCUGCUAGGAUCAUACACUCUUUCUGAUUCAAAGAUAUUGGCAUUUAAUUUGGGAAGAAGAAAACCUUAUCACAUUUAAUUUAUUUUAAUAACAGAGAUUGACUGUUCUGAAAAAUAAAAAGUAUCUAACGUCUCCUCUCCCUUCAACUAAAUGAGGUACACUGGCUUUUAUUUUCUUGACCAAAGAAGGUGUUUAUUGAAGAUUUCCUGAAAUACCAUGCUUUUAUUCUAUUUUUAAAAAUUGUGAAGUAAUUUUAAGUGUGAACAAGGCCCCAUGCCAUCAAUGAGGGCCUUAUGCAUCAUCGCCAUCUUGAAAUGUCAAGAAAUCUUCCUUGUAAGACUUACUUCCCUCUUCAACACACACGGAGGAAUCCUCCCCAGUACUCAUUAGACAUUUAUUAUAUUAAUAGUCCAAAUUUAGGGUAUGUGUUUAAUUUGUCACAUUAACAAGAUGUCAAAUUUUAAAAUGUAUCUAUUAUCUCAAGCCAAAAGUUCUUUGUGCUACUAAAUGGAAAAGGAUAUAUUUAUUUUUUAAACAAUCCCAGAAUAUUGUGUGUGGACAUUUGUUGUGCUCAAAUGAAUGUUUACUUAUCCUACAAAGCACAAAUACUGGAUUGUAACCAUGUGAUAAAGUUAUAUGUUGUACCUAAUGUUACAAACUAAUCAAUAAAUCUUUGUUGCCGAA
Molecule: messenger RNA, 6511 nt
Organism: Mirounga angustirostris (Northern elephant seal)
Lineage: Eukaryota; Metazoa; Chordata; Mammalia; Carnivora; Phocidae
Gene: SPHKAP
Product: SPHK1 interactor, AKAP domain containing
Exons: 8
Coding region: 16-4791 (1591 amino acids)
Biological process (GO): intracellular protein localization
Cellular component (GO): cytoplasm
Molecular function (GO): protein kinase A binding
Source: RefSeq, a predicted model, not a curated record